UGCGCGCCUUCGAGCCGUUGGGAUACACACGGCAGCGGCAGCGGCACCGUCGUCGUAUACUGUCGCGCUACGCGUGCUACGGUCGUGUCGUCGCACCGUCGUCGUCGCCGUUGACGUACCGCCGUCGCUGCGGAGCAGCGACCUGGGUGUUGCACCUCCGUCGUCGUCGGCCACGCGGCCGCCCGUACCUUGGUGUUCGCGGUCUCGCCGGCUUCUUCCCCCUUGCUCUCUCGCGCGGAAGAGAACGCGAUCGCCUCGGAGGGUUGAUCGCUCGCCGCGCGCGUCUAAGAGGGGCGCGCGUUCCCGCGUGUGUGUUUACCGGAGCAUCGCGGAGCACGGCGGCGUACGUUACGUUUUACCCCCGCCAAGUGCCCGUUCGCCGUGCCGCUGACUCCUCGAGUGACGAUAGAAUAUUGGCACGCUUCCAAAGCGCUUCUGGCGAAGCGGAGACGUACCGCCACCGGCGCUACCACGUUGCUACAACUGUCGCCCGUCGCCGGUCUUGAGGAUACGAUCGCGCGUCGCUCUUCACUCGGGGGUGGAAAUCACGUCGGCGAACUGAGUGAGCCGCGCAUGAUCGACCGGAAGUUAUUAUUUGGGGAUACGGGGUCGUGGUCUCGUGAAACGUGUCGCGAUCACGCUGAUUGAUUAGCACCUAUGCACGGCGAGCAGUGUCGCGUAUCCAACAGUGCGAUGUGGCGAUGACUGCCUAGUUUCGGAGUAUUUCGUUUUGGAGCACACGAGUUUUCGGAGUUUUCUCUCGUUGCCUUCUACUUCGCACGUUUUCGCAAACGAAAUGGAUAUAGUGUGAAACGACUUUGUGUGAACGAUCAAGUGCUGCCGAUCGGUCUCGAUCGGUCGGAAGGGAUAGCAGGGGGUGUUUUGCGCCACGUGGGGGGGAGGCAAAGUGAUAAAGGAACAGCGGCGUCGUUAGAUGCGACGAUUUUAAAAGCAGCUCCCGGAGGCCAGCCCGACGCAAUGCGUCGACGCUGCUGACGCAAACGCGCCUGGAUGCGUCUCACUCUUAACACGUUACCACAGCUUGCCGUUUUAGCGAAGAUUUUGUGCCUCCUGAUGGUGGUGAUGUGCGGGGCGGUGCCGGCGAUGGUGCGCUCCGUGAGUCUCUACUCGACGUGCAGCAGCGGCAAUGUUACCGUAAUAGGCCGCUCGAUCAAAGCCAUGGGACGCGACGAUCACAAUGCACCCUACCAGAUGCUCACCACACAAUCGGAAGAUUUCAGUAGGAAGCUGUACAUCUUUGCGGAGAAGAGCCAACGAUACAUUUGCUUCAAUAAGCGGUGGAAACUCGUCGGCCUGCCGAAGAAACAGAAGGGACCGAUGUGCCAGUUUUACGAGGUAUACAACGGCUCCUAUCUGAGGUACAGGAGCGCCGUCGACGGGACGCGUUACAUCGGCUUCAACAAGUUCGGCAAGCCGAUGAAGAAUCCCCACGGCAGGCAGGAGUGCUUCAACUUCAUCAAGUAUAACCCUCACGCGGACAUAAACCACCACAAUAGUCUGGUGAACGCGGAGAUGGGCGGCAUGGAGCCGCGGGAGCCGUACGUCGUCUCGAGGAAACCGUCGCCGGUGAUGAGGGCCACGAAGAACUCCCUGUUGCAGGCCGACAGCGCGAGGGAGCACGUCCACACGUCCACGCAUCGCCAUCGGCACUCGAAUCGCUGGAAGAUGCGGCAGGACGGCGGCGGGGACUCGGGACCCCGGAGACGGCACGAGAGCCGCCUCCUCGUCGAGGCCAGCAAGUAUUGAGCCGCGUGCGAGCUCGCCGAUCAAGACUGCCUCCUCCGUACCCCGUGAGAAAACCUGAGAGAUCAGAACUGCCAAAUACGCUGGUGGAUUCGCACGGUCGGGAUGUUCAGGAGCCCACUUUAAAUGUCGGCGCCUCAUGUGUUCGCGACUCGAAGCACCACGUAUUCGUUCGAUCGGUCGGCGAAUCAAGAGCGCGGGCGCGGCUCGUUCCGAGCACCACCACUCACACACACACACAUACACACACGAACACACACACCACACGCGCGCGCGCGCGCGCGCGCGCCUUAAAGCUGCGCCCGUUUAGUUUCCGUUUCCGCCCGCAUCGGGAGCCGAAGCAAACGUUCCCGCCGGCGGAGACGGGUGCCGUCGUCGAGAUUUAGCGUCCAGAUCGGCGGAGGACUUCCGCCGCGAACGAAGCUAUCUCAAUUUCACGUGGUUAAGUUCGAUUUACACUUGCCCCGACUGACCCCCUUCAGGCAAGUAUGUACCUCGUAACGUAUAAGAGCGUUUUCUUUCUAAUCGUUAAUUGAUUCCUCGUGGCUUUUAAUUCGCGCGCGACGAAUCGCUCUCGUUAUCUCUAUCUAUCUCUCUCUUUCUGUCUCUUUUUUACUCUCUAUCUAUCUGUAUCUAUUUUCUUUUCUCUUAGUCUCGUGACGAAGCGUGGCCAAUUAGUAGAGAAAACACCUUUUUUUCGAUGCCGUGCGUCGCGGUAAACGUGCGGUACCGCGCCGGCCAUGUAAAUUCAUUCCAGGCCUGUUAUCGCCCGGUCGAUCGUGUGGCGACGCGAACAGAAAGGAAUUCACAUCGCGUAGAAAUCGUAGCGUAACCGAACGGCUACUGUGCUUCGAGUGCGGUCACCGGCCCGCGAUGAUAGCGCAAAGAGACGCGCGGACGGCGCACGUCGAUGGACACGUGUUUCCCAAUUUGCUCGACAGAAAUCAUCCGUCUUUCGGAUAUAUCGCGAAAUACAAAAUUACUAGUGCAAUUUCGAGAUAUUAAUAUAAUUCACUUAAACAAUGUUUAUAUACAAAAUUCAAUCAAGGUGCAUCAUCAGGCAUAUUUUAGAAAAAAUGUCUCUUGCUUGUUCCUACGAUGAAAUCUCAAUGCAAUAUCGUAUUUUAGCAAUAAAAAUAAACGCAAUAAAUUGACAAAUUUGUUUGUGUUAUACACAAACAAGCGUCUAAUAUUCAUCCAGUCGAUUCGAUCAAGCGCUUUUCGGUAACAAAAUGACGCGUUACCAGGUCGUAACGUAUCGGCAACGAAAAUCACGAUCAAUAUACAAUCGUCAGAAUUUCGUUCCUCGACGAAUUAUAAAGCGGGAACGCUGUCGGCGCUGGUCCAGCGAGGAAAUAUUUGUCACGUCGCUCGUACGCUCGUACCGUCGCCUGCUCUUACGCUCGCCUGCGCAGUUAGAGCUCACGCCGCGCAAGACUCUCUCGCUCGCUGUGCUAAUUACGCCGCCUAACGUAGCGUGCGUGCGUGCGUGCGUGCCUGCCUGCCCGCGUGUAUGAAUAAUGUGUGCGUGCCUGCCUGCGUGCGUACGUGCGUGCUCGCGAUGUACACGCAGGCCUUACCGCGCCGCCGACGCACAAACUCGCGCGGCGCGAUCGAUUAACGAACGUGCCGAGUCCGACAACCGACGACAAGUCCUUCGGUGGGAUUUUUCUUUGAUAAUUCACAAUUCUCCGGUUUGCGCCGAUCAGAUCGUGUAUCGGGGAUCGUAUAUUCGGUGUCUUUGAAAAUUAAUAUACGAUGUCGUUGUGUGACUUUGAAAUAGGAGGAACAAAAUGUUUCAGAUGCGGGACAUUUGAAGGCUUGAUAUAAACAAGGCUGGAAGUGCCAUAUAUUUAAACAAAGAAAAAAAAAGAAAGGCAAAUUACUUUUGUAUUUAUAGAAGAGCUCUCUACGCUAACGAUACAGCAAAAGAGCUGUACAUGUAAUUUUUGAGAGGAUACUUACGGAGAUGCCCAGAGACGCGGAGAUAAAGAGUAUUUUUUCUAUACUUUUUCAAGUGAAUAAAAAUGUAGUUUUUCAUUUUUGUACUCUUUCCAAGUGCUCGUCUGUGUUCCUCUAUCUCUCAAAUACAAGAUGACAUCGACGAAAUUUGACGGCAAUAUUUUUUUAAAACAAUAUAUUUCACGUGAAAUCUUUACCCUGAGACACCUCUCUUCUUUCGUGCAUUCGAACGACGGCGAUCGGUUAGAACUGCGUGUCCGCGUACGCGAGGGUAUAUAUUGUACUUGUAUGCAUUCCGCGUGCAUACGUAUUUCUCGCCUCCGAAACGCGUGUGAGUGCGUGUAAUAUAAUGCAUUAUCGUUAAUGAACUUAAUCCUUAGAACGCUAUCGCAGACUGUAUUAUUAGGCUAGGUACGUGAAUAUAUGACGCGGUGGCGAUUCGACGAAGGGAACGACCGAGGGGAGCGCCGAGUUCCUCGAGGAGGGAACGUCUUGUGCAAUCUUAUUUUUCGCUUCUAUUUUUUCCGAGCUCGAGUGUCGACCUCCUCUCGCCGUUUUAACUUUUCACAAGGCACAAGGAUAUGGCACCCCGGAGCGGUUCAUUUUCGUAGACUCGCCACGUAAGAAGCGCCUAUCCCCCUUUUUCCCCUCUCUCCCCCCUCCCCCUUUCCAAAAAAGAAAGAAAGAAAUCGCUCCCUAGGUAGCUUAUUUAUUGAAAUCACGUUUAGGUACUACGAAAGCCGAAAAGUCCGAGAAACCCUUCGAGAAACCCUUGUACGUAUAUAUAUGUAUAUGAAGAUAUGCGCUGCUCUCUUUUCAUCAUUUUCAUUGCUCACCCUUUUCCCCAUCCCCUUUCCCUCUCUAUCAGUCACAUUUCUUAAUUAUCAUUUCGCGCAACGUCAUGUCACAAUUGCGGGCCAUUCGAUACGAUGUCAUUAAUUAUUAAUUCAUCGGGUUUUAGCUUAUUUAUAUCUUUUUUCUAAAAAAAAAUCAUUUUCAACGUUACAAAUCCUUCAUAAAGAGAUAGUGUGUUACAUUUAUGUUUAAUAUUUCAUCACGCUUCAUCGCUGUAAUAAAGAGUAAUAUUCAAAUCAUGCCCAUUUCUAAGAUUUUUAAUUAACGUUUUAAAUAAUUAAAACUUACUUGAGAACACAUUUUCUUCACGCCGCGUCCCUUCACUCGUUUAAAUUAUUAAAAUUCACGCUUUUUACGCGAAGUCUGAAAAUACUCAAUACCUGAUUAAUUUAAUUGCAUACGAGUGGCAGUGCAUAAGAAAGCUUAUUCCUACGGAUGAUGUUUGUAUGUGUGUUAAAAAAUGUAGGGAGCAAUGUGCACGUAGUAACGUCACGUUUCGUACGACGAAUCAAAAAUUCAGUCUUGUAACGCAUUUCACACAAAUUGGACAUUCUUUUUUUGGAAUCUUUUUAUAUAAUCUACGAAAAAAUUCUUAUCUCUUUUUACCCCGCAAACCGUCGUUUAAUUACGGUAAAAUUUGACUUCUUUCGGUGAUUCGUUAUCGGCACGUGGCGAGUGCAAGCUAAGCACGAUAAGAUGUCGCGUGUAAACAGAAAUUAAACGCCAGCAGAUGACCAUGAGAAAGGCAUAAAAUCCGACGCUUAUAAUUUAAUAACAGAUAACUAAUCUAACGUGUAUAUGUAUUGUAUUGUAAUAUGAGUAUUGUAACUCCGCCUCUAAAGAAAAAGAAAAUUAACCAACUCGUUUUGUAUGUCUAAGCAUAGCGUCACGUAGCAAGAAUCACCACCGGCGUUCACGGCGCGAUGCGGAGGAAAAAUGACAGAAUAAUUUUUAUGGAGUAUGCGAGUCUCCUCGAAAGCGAGAUGUGUCACUGGACUCUGUCGUUCUACGUAUUAUGUGUAAAAAAAGGAAGACGAAAAGCGCGCAUGCGAUUCCCGACCAGCGCGUCACACUCUCGCGACCUCAUCGAAUACACUACUCGUAAUCGAGCCAUUACUCGGAAAUUACUUUCGGGAUCGAAGAAAAUUUCGUCGAUUGUUUGUUAUAUCGUCUAGUUUGUAUAUUUUUAUAUUGGUGAGAAAUUUUCGUUCGGUACGUUUAAACUCCGUUAGCGUCACAUGACGUUGCGAUCAUCUUAUCAUCGCCGCGUGACUCGAUUGCGAGCAGAGACCAUCACCGCCCGUCCUAUAGCCCCCUUCCCCCCUUCCUUUUUUUUACUUUCUCAACCAUCGACGAACCAGAAGACAAAAAAAAAACGGCAGAUGAAACGAAUAGAACACAAGAGAUGAAUCUGACUAUCCCUUUCCCCUCUCCUAUAGAUAGAUAGUAUACAUACUAAAUAAAAAAAGAAAGAUAAAAUAUAAAUAUUAUAUAUAUAAAUAAAAAUAUAUGAAAGAUGUGUAUUGUAAGAUAUUUAAUACCGACUUGUCUUAGGCACACCCGAUGACGAUCGAUAACAAUGAAACGAUGAUAAUAAUUAUUACGAUGAUUGUUGUAUAACGAACGACGACGAUGAUGAUAUUCUACACUGUAAUUCGCGUUGUAAUAUAGAGGCCCACCCGUUUACCCACUAAAAUCGAUGUGUCGAUGUACCCUCGGCCGUGCUGUGCUCGUGUGCACAUUUCCGAAUGGGAUGACUCCGAGAGAGGGUGAGAAUCGGGGGGGGGGGGGGGGGCUAUUGUGCAGGUGCGUCGCGCUUUGGACGACGGCCAAUCACAGCCGAACUGAGAUUUUUCUACGAGAAGGACCGGGAGCCACUUUCGUAACUGGCCGACGUUCAACGACCGUCGCACUCGCGGGACGGGAAAUUAGAUCGGUUUCGAUCGCGCCUUCGCGCUGCGCGACGUUAAUCAUCCCGGCUGUAGCGCGAAAGCUACACACGCACACACACACACAUACACCCACGCGCUCUCACGUACAUACAUACAGGUACACACGCACACACUCGCCCUGUUUACGAUGUGCAGCAACCUAUUACGAACGAGCAUAGCACGUCCGGCAGCAACUAGCAAUAAUAUAACAUUCCAACUUAAAUCGCAUAUGUACUGCGAAUUCUAAUAAUGUGUGCCGCCAUACGAGAAAGAAAAACACUGUCAAAUACACGCUCAUACACUGC
Temnothorax curvispinosus is the source of this 6817-nucleotide messenger RNA. Its product is annotated as fibroblast growth factor 18-like. The transcript is spliced from 5 exons. The record is from RefSeq and is a predicted model, not a curated record. Lineage: Eukaryota; Metazoa; Arthropoda; Insecta; Hymenoptera; Formicidae. The coding region runs from base 1012 to 1767 and encodes 251 amino acids. Gene Ontology annotation, molecular function: growth factor activity.